This is a messenger RNA of Neocloeon triangulifer, 930 nucleotides long. RefSeq names its product chymotrypsin-1-like. The transcript is spliced from 6 exons. The record is from RefSeq and is a predicted model, not a curated record. Bases 47 to 844 code for a protein of 265 amino acids. Gene Ontology annotation, molecular function: serine-type endopeptidase activity. Gene Ontology annotation, biological process: proteolysis. NCBI's taxonomy places the organism in Eukaryota, Metazoa, Arthropoda, Insecta, Ephemeroptera, Baetidae.
UAUCAUGCGCGCUUCAGAAAGACAACAACUCGAAGGUGGUAUAUAAAUGAGCGGUUCUUUGAAAUUCAAAUCAACCGCAGCCCCAACACAGCUGAGCAAGAUGAAAGCUUUCAUUCUCACCCUAGCCAUAACAGCAGCGUCUGCCUACACCUUGCCUGAAUGGCGAGUUGUUAACGGCACUGAUGCUCCUCUCGGAAAAUAUCCCCAAUUAAUUUCUUUGCAAAAUUACAAUUCUCACUCCUGCGGUGGAACAAUUCUUAACGAAAACUUCUUUAUGACAGCAGCCCAUUGCGUUCAAACGUCAACCACCUAUUUAAAAGCGCUGGCUGGCACAAACGCCCUUGACCAGGGCGGCACCCUGCACCAGGCUGUCCAGAUCAUCACCCACGAGGCCUACGACCCCCUCAACCAGUGGAUCAACGACAUCGCCGUGGUCAAAGUGGACCCUCCUUUUGUGUUUGACGAAUACACUCAGGCCGUGGUUUUGCCCGCGCAGGACCAGGAGAGCGCCGCUGGAUCAACCGGGACCCUCGUUGGCUGGGGCCUGAGCGAAACGGGUGGAUUAAUAAUGAAUAUCCAGCAAGAGGUUGACUUGGUCGUCUACUCGGACGAGGAAUGCGACGCAAUCCAUGGGGGUAGACCUCACCCUACUAACAUUUGCGCUGGAGUUAUUGGAGGUGGCAAAGGGCAGUGCAGUGGUGACUCUGGCGGUCCGCUCUUUGUGAACGGCUAUCAAGCAGGAAUUGUGUCCUGGUCAAGGAAACCAUGCACGAUUGCACCCUACCCAGGCGUUUACACCGAGGUUUCACCCUAUGUUGACUGGCUCUUGUCAAAAAUUAACUGACAAACAGCAAUAAUUUUGUAGCGUUUUUAUAUCCUUUUUUUAUAUAAAAAAUAUUAAUAAAAUGUUUUUGCAAUCAUUAAAAACAA